UGGUUUCUUAUGUUCUUAUGUCUCACAGUUAAGACCGGUCCAGCCAGAAAGUGACUGAAUUUCGAUGCGUGGUUCUGUUAAAUUAUUCGCUUGAGCUACUAAUUCAUAAUGUUCCGCAAGUGUACAUUGUUAGCAUAUAUUUUACUUACAACACAAUAUGUUGUAGCAGAAGAUACUGAAAGUAACAACUGGUCGGAAUCAUUCAUUGAUCUGUACGAACGAGGAGUGCAGAGUUAUUUGUCGAACGAGUUUGAAGAUUGCGUGUACUUUCUGGAGUUUGCUCUUGAUAAGUACAAAAAUUACUAUGAAGCUACAGCAAAUUGCAGAAUUGAAUGCGAGUACAAGAAUAGGGAUAUAAAAAAUAAAGGCGGUUUUCUCCAUCCCAACGAUCUGGAAAAUCUUCACUUUUAUGAACUGAUACUCAAACGAACUCUAUGCCUUACAAAAUGUCGAAAUCGUAAUUCUAAUUACUUACCAUUCGAAGGCGAUUUUGACAAUUAUUUUAUGGAUAUAUUUCAAAACAGAGAAGCAUACUCUUAUCUGCAUAACUGCUACACAAAAACGAAUCAAGUAACGUUAGCAGCAUCCGCAGCAUUAACCUACAUGGUUAAACACCCCGGUGAUGAGAUUAUGAAAAAGAACUUCGAGCUUGCUAUCGAGAAACCAGGCGUUGAUAAAGAGGGAAUUGUGGAUUUGGAGGAAAAGAAAUUUGUUAAGCUAUUCGUUGCCGGUAUACUCGCUAUUAAUGACAAAGAAUGGCAGACUGUCAUUUCAGUCAUGGAAAGUUCGGUAAUGCAAUUCAUCUAUGAUGAAAACCAGUGUCGAGCAUACUGUGAAGGAGAAUUUGAUCAUGGGUUCAUGCCCGAUUUUGUGUCAGCCAUUGGAAAUCACUUCGCAAAUGUGUUAUAUUGCAAAAGAAAUUGCACGCGGGAGAUGGGUAUGGUGCGCGGAAAGUAUUAUUACAACUUAUUUGCCGGUCAUUAUCAGUACCUUCAAAUGGCGUACUACGAAGCUGGUAAAUUUGAAGAAUCUUAUCGCGCAGGUUUGAGCUAUUUAUUGUUUAAUAAGGGCGAUAUUGAUAUGUUGAAUAACUUAAAAAUGAUCGAAAAGGAAACCAAGGGAAUGCUUAACGAAAAUUUCUUCAAAGUUCGUAGGGAAGCAAACGAAUACCAUGAUAGGAACUUGUAUGAAGACAAAUUAGCAUCGUUUAUAAAAGAAGAGUUUAAUAAUCUCGCCGAUUCGGAAGAGGAACUCAUAACCGAGUCAUCUAGCGACGAUCAAGGAGAUGAGAAUGAAGCUGAAACCAAAGAUAAUGAUGUAGACAACGAGAUUGAGCAGAAAACAUUCAUUGAAGAUAUGGUGUACCAAACUCCAAGUAGGGGAUAUCAACGUGAUGAGCUCUAACAAAUUCCUGGUGCCAAAGGUAAACUUAGUUAGUCAUAGCUAUAACAAUACAAUGUGGGUACAUAAAUAAAUGUUCUUACCUGUAAAAUAUUAUUUGGAUUUUUCAUUUCAUCGGAACUGUGAUCAUUAAAGCAAACUAAAUCAUAUCGAGUAAAUGAGACAUUCCGUUUUAGAUUUAUUUUUCAGUUUAAUUCCUCACAAACGAACAAAGGCCAAAGGUUUUAGCCCACUCGGAUUUAUGUUCUUAAUAUACAAUAUGCGUAUGUAGUUGGUUCAAUAAUAAAGGUCAAACAAAA
Molecule: messenger RNA, 1700 nt
Organism: Ochlerotatus camptorhynchus
Lineage: Eukaryota; Metazoa; Arthropoda; Insecta; Diptera; Culicidae
Product: cartilage-associated protein-like
Exons: 7
Coding region: 109-1404 (431 amino acids)
Biological process (GO): collagen fibril organization
Cellular component (GO): endoplasmic reticulum
Molecular function (GO): collagen binding
Source: RefSeq, a predicted model, not a curated record